UCUCUACCAAACCCUACACUUUACUCUUUUCUCCUUUCUUCUCUACCAAACCCUACGAAGGUUUUCUCUCAACAUUUCUUCCCUUUCUUGCUUUCUCAAUCUCAUCACUUUCUCCCCUCUCUUCUCUGAUCAGUCGCCAACGCGUGUGAACUCGUCGCCGUGCUAUCAUCGGAGGCAGCUUCUUCCGUUGUCGCAUCGCGCUCGUGCCUCAUUUAGAAGGAAAAAAGGGGAUGCAUGUGAAUACGUCUUCUUUUCGUCAAAGCAAAUACCCAACAAUUCCUCUUUUAACCGCUCGCCAUGCUUAGCUUGCUUCCUGCAUUUGGCAGCUCAAAUCCAUGGAAGAAACUAAGGUCUCUUCUUCCUUUUUCACUCAUUCUUCCUUUCAUUUACGUCCUCGAUUUUGUUUCUGUUCCAUUACUCUUUCUAUCUAAUGCUUCUUCUCCCGUUUUCUUCACGCAAUCUCUUCAUUUCAUCAAACACUCCGUUUUUCCAUUUCAAUCUCUGUUCCUCUGUAUCUGGGGUUUCUUUGUUUUUUUCGAUCGUUUGCUUCGAUUCUUUGUCGCCUUCUGAUUUUUCUGUUUCUACAUUUCUUAGAAUCCAAGUUUCUAGUUGGGUUCUCCCUGUUGAUAGAUUUUAGAUAGAUUUUUUUGGCUUUUGGGAUUGGUAAUUGAAUUCCGCGUACAAUUUGACUUUUUGGGUCUAUUGGGUACCCUUGUUUUCAAUUUCAACUAAACUACGAGCGAGUUGUUUGUUGUUUGAGUUUCUCCCGGCGGUUUGAGUAUGGGUUGUUUCUUCAAUUUACAUCGCAAAACCAAGAUUAAGAGAGGGGGAGAUUCGGUGAAGGAACUUAAUCGAAGUAAUAAAGCGGAUCGUAAACCUACCAAUCGAGGGAUUGAAGCACUGGAAACUUUGCCUACGCCCCGGAGUAUACCUGAGUUGUACAAAGAAAAAGAGCAUACUCUGAGAGUUUUCACUUUUGAAGAGCUCAAAAUUGCGACUAAUGGGUUCAGCAGGUUGCUUAGGAUUGGAGAAGGUGGAUUUGGGAGCGUAUAUAGGGGGCAGAUUAGGCUUGAAGGUGAUCAGGGAGAGGAAAUUAUAGUUGCUAUCAAGCGACUUAAGUCAAAUAGCUCACAGGGUCACAAACAAUGGCUUGCAGAAGUUCAAUUUCUUGGUGUUGUUAGUCAUCCAAAUCUGGUAAAACUUUUGGGAUAUUGUUCAGAAGAUGGAGAAAGAGGGAUCCAACGACUGUUGGUCUAUGAAUUCAUGUCUAAUGGAAGCUUAGAAGAUCAUCUCUUUAGCAGGAGUAGGAUUCUUUUGACUUGGAAAACUAGGCUACAGAUUAUCCUUGGUGCAGCUCAAGGAUUAGCUUAUUUACAUGAAGGAUUAGAAGUCCAGGUGAUUUAUCGCGACUUCAAAUCAUCAAAUGUACUAUUGGAUGAAGAAUUCUCUCCUAAACUUUCGGAUUUUGGGCUUGCUAGAGAAGGACCAACUGGUGAUCACACACAUGUGUCCACUGCAGUGGUUGGGACAUAUGGAUAUGCAGCACCUGAGUAUGUCGUCACAGGACAUCUAACAAUGCAAAGUGACAUAUGGAGUUUUGGAGUAGUGUUGUAUGAGAUCCUAACAGGCAGGCGAACUCUUGAAAGAAACCGCCCAACUGGAGAGCAAAAGCUAAUGGAUAAGUUUUGAAGCACUAACCAUUAA
Messenger RNA from Cucumis melo (muskmelon), 1704 nucleotides. Its product is annotated as probable serine/threonine-protein kinase PBL19. NCBI's taxonomy places the organism in Eukaryota, Viridiplantae, Streptophyta, Magnoliopsida, Cucurbitales, Cucurbitaceae. The transcript has 4 exons. Gene Ontology annotation, biological process: protein phosphorylation. Gene Ontology annotation, molecular function: protein kinase activity; ATP binding. The coding region runs from base 781 to 1689 and encodes 302 amino acids. The record is from RefSeq and is a predicted model, not a curated record.